CAUCAUUUCCAUAGUAGGGAUGGGAGGGAUUGGUAAGACAACUCUUGCUCGAAUAGCUUUUAACGAUGAUAAUGUAAAAUCCCACUUUGACAAGAAAAUAUGGGUGUGUGUCUCCAAUCCUUUUGAUGAGAUUAGGAUUGCAAGAGCAGUUCUCAACUCUCUUGACGUUAGAGCAUCAAAUCUAGGUCAACUAGAACCUUUGUUAGAACGAAUCCGCAAGUCUAUUGAAGGAAAUAAGUUUCUUCUAGUCCUAGACGAUAUGUGGAUAGAUAGUCCUAGAAUUUGGGAAGAAUUUAAGCAUUCUCUUAGAUAUGGUUCUCAAGGAAGUAGGAUUUUGGUUACAACUCGUAAGACAAAUGUUGCAAACAUCAUGGGAACGACUAACAUGAUCAAACUAGAGACAUUGUCAGAGGAUGAAAGUUGGUCAUUGUUUAGUCAGGUGGCGUUAUCAGAAAGGAGUGGUGAAGAAUGUGAAAGAUUAGAAAACAUUGGUAGAACAAUUGUAGGCAAGUGCAGGGGCUUGCCACAUGCUAUCAAGACUUUAGGGAGUAUUUUGCGCUUUAAAAGACAUAGUAUAGCAUGGAAAAGUGUCUUAGAUGAUGACUUGUGGAAAGAAGAUGAGAUAGCAAAAGACCUUUUCCUGCCUUUUCUAUUUUGCUAUUAUGAUUUACCCCCUAAGUUGAGAAAUUGCUUUUUAUAUUGUGCCAUCUUCCCAAAAGGCUAUGAAAUAAGGAAACAUAAAUUGAUUGAUCUAUGGAUGGCUCAAGGGUAUCUAAAAAAAGAAAGAAAUGUAGAUAUGGAGAUAGUUGGCGAAGAGUAUUUUGAAACAUUAGCAAUGCGGUCUUUCUUCCGAGAUUUUGAAUUAGAUGGUGGCAUAACAAAGUGCAAGAUGCAUGAUAUAAUGCAUGACUUUGCUCAAUAUCUUGGACAGAAUGAAUGUUUUUCUAUAGAAGUUGAUGGUCAUGUAGUCUCAGGGUUAGAGCUUUCUCAUAGAGGAUCUCGACAUUUAAUAGUAAUAGGGAACUCGAUUCCUAAUUCUAUUUAUAAUGAGAAAGCACUGCGGAGCCUUAUUGUCAAUACUACAGUUGAUAUAGAGGUUAGAGCAGAUCUACCCAAAUUAUUUGACCAGUUCACAUCUCUAAGGUCACUAGAUUUGAGUUUCUUUUCAAUCGAAGAACUUCCAAGAGGAAUACAGAAAUUGGUUCACUUGAGAUACCUUAAUUUAUCUGGAAAUAACAGGUUAAAAGAAUUGCCUAAGGAAUUAUGUGAUUUAUACCAUUUAGAAACCUUAGAUUUCAGUGGUUGUUCAUAUAUUCAGAAGCUACCUCGAAGGAUAGGAAGAUUAAUCAAUCUAAGGUAUCUAAUAAACAUGAAUACUUUUAAUAUUAGUUACAUGCCGAAGGGAAUAGAGAGUUUGACAUGCCUUCGCACAUUAAGUGAAUUCAUUGUAAGUGGGGGUGGCCGCGAUAACAAAGCAUGAACUCUUGAAUGCUUGAAAUACUUGAAUCAUCUUCAGGGGUCUCUAACUUUAAAAAGAUUAGGAAACGUGACAGACAUUAAUGAAGUUAGAGAAGCAGAACUCAAGAGUAAGAAUAGACUUCUUUAUUUGAGAUUAUCGUUCUAUAAGUUGCAAGAUGUAAAGAAGAGGAAUAUUGUGGAGAAUGUAGUAGUUCUUGAAGCUUUAGAACCACCUCCUUUUUUAGAGAAAUUAAUAAUUGAAGAUUACAUAAGUAAAACCAUGUCCCCUAGUUGGAUGGCAAGGUUAACAAAGUUGAGGGAGUUGACGCUCUAUAAAUGCAUGAACUGUGAGCAUUUGCCUCCUUUAGGCAAGUUAUUGUCCCUUGAAUCACUCUCGAUUUGGUAUAUGGGAGGUGUGAAAAAUGUAGGGAAUGAGUUUUUGGGAAUCGGAAGUGGUGGAACAUUGUCAUCUUCAUCAGCUAUUGUCGCCUUUCCGAAAUUAAAAUAUCUCUCUAUUAACUAUAUGGAGGAGUGGGAGCAAUGGGAAGAGUGGAAUUACAAGAUUAUAGAAGAGGAUGUUUUAAUUAUGCCAAGUCUUCGUUUCUUGCAACUUAAUUCAUGUUGCAAAUUAAAGGCUUUACCGGAAUACAUUCUUCAGAUGACCACACUGGAAGAAUUGAGGAUCAAAUACUGCUAUGUUUUGAAUUUGGAAAAAUUAUGGCUAUCUUCAUAUAAAGAGGACAUUCCAUUAGCCAAUAUGAGGAUGUUAACUCUUGAUAGUUGCAUCAAUGUUGAAUACUUGCCUCCUUUGGGAAAAUUGUCAUACCUUGAAUCAAUCAUUAUAAAGAGAAUGGGCAGAGUGAAAAGAGUGGAUAAUGAAUUUAUGGGAAUAGAAAGUAGUGGCAGGCACAGAUCAAUUACUGUCUUCCCGAAAUUGAAAAUUCUUGUUUUUGAAAACAUGGAUGAAUGGGAAGAGUGGGAUAUUGCGAUAGGAGACGAAGAAAGUACAAUCAUGCCAUCUCUUCAGUGGGUAACAAUUCAAUGUUGUAACAAGUUGAAGGGACUUCCGGACCACCUUCUUCGAGCACCAAGACUGGAGCAAUUGACUAUCAAUCGGUGUUCUAUUCUGAAAGAACGUUACAGAGGGGAAAUGGGAGAGGACUGGACCAAGAUCUCUCACAUUCCCAACGUUCAAAUUCAUAGAUGAUUUUGAGAGGUCAUAGAGUUGAUGAAUGCAACCAAUAAAAGAUGACAUUGACCCACAGGUACUGUUAGUAGAUGUUUGCUGAGGAUAACGGAGAAUUGAGAUUGGAUUGCAUUUCCCUUUCUGGCUCUAAAAUACGUCGAAGUUUGUUGAAAGAAUCAAUCCUCGUGUAUGUUGGGCAGCUAUAAAUGCAAUCAAGGAGUUUCCAAGAAUGUUAUGCCUGAAUUUUAUAGAAAAUGGUGUGAGUAGCAUACCAGAGAGUACUGAAAUGGCAUAUCUCAUGCCCUGAAAAUCAAAUUGAUGAAGUAUUUUGUUCUACAGAAGAAUGGUAGGAGGUUAUACAUUCAAGUGGCAUCUCUUACUCCCCAAAAAGAUCAAAUUGGUUAGUAGUGCAGGGUAACUGCUAUAACCUCUGUUUCAAAGAAUCCUACACGUUUGGCUUUACAUGUUAGCAUUGAAACUUAAGGACCCUAAAGAUGUUGAAGAGUAACCGGAAGAAAGCUAUAUCCAUGAAUGUGAAAGCUUAGCCUGGGAAACUUCUUGUUGUUCAUGCAAAAAUGGGCCAACCAAUGGCUCAAAAAGCUGCACUAAGAUGAAUGAUUCAAUCGUUUUCAAAAUGUUUUUGAUAAAUAAGCUAGAACUGGAAUUUUGUUGAGAAACUGAAAAUUCCAAAUUGUGAGUGAAAAAGAUUUUAUUUUUAUUCAGAAAUUCUGCUUGUGGAUUUUUUCCUAUUAUUUGAACAGUAUUCAGAUUCUGUUUAGAGAAGACAGAGUUAGACUCCAUAAGCAUUGAGACCAACAAAAACAAAUAAGGGAAGUGAAAAUAAUAGUAAAAACUAUUGGGGUUGUUAGGAAUCUGAGACAAACCUCAGUCACUGACUUGCACUUAUAGAUCCUAGUACUGAUCAAAGUUUCAAACUUUAUAGUACUGAUUGCUGACAACAGUGUGGAGAGUUUGUGAGAGUCUCUUCACAGAA
This is a messenger RNA of Pistacia vera, 3638 nucleotides long. RefSeq names its product putative disease resistance protein RGA3. Gene Ontology annotation, biological process: defense response to other organism. The coding region runs from base 20 to 1480 and encodes 486 amino acids. NCBI's taxonomy places the organism in Eukaryota, Viridiplantae, Streptophyta, Magnoliopsida, Sapindales, Anacardiaceae. The record is from RefSeq and is a predicted model, not a curated record. Gene Ontology annotation, molecular function: ADP binding; protein binding. The transcript has 5 exons.